This is a messenger RNA of Mycena citricolor, 2465 nucleotides long. The record is from the annotation of a GenBank genome assembly. Lineage: Eukaryota; Fungi; Basidiomycota; Agaricomycetes; Agaricales; Mycenaceae.
UUGAAUUCGCCCAAAAUACCCCGCACUAAAAUAAAAUCACAUGCAACAUAAGAGCAAGUGAGUAUGACCUCUCUCGACUAGGAGCCUUCCUUUCCCUCUCGCCACAACGAUCGCUACAUGAUAGACCAUCUCGUGGGACGUCCUAGUCCCAACUGGAAAAGAACCCAGGUUUUCCUUGUCAUCUUGUUCUGGGUCUGGAGAUUAGUUCGAGGGAACCCGAAAGGCCCUUCAUUCCUCUGGCUCGAGCUCAUCAAUCGUCGGCUGCAGAAGUACACACCGUGGCAAGUGGUCUUGAGCACUUUGACGGCGGUCUACGUUGUGCGUAACUUCGACAAGAUCCUAGGACUUCAGUCUCCUGAACCUCACGCCCGUUUGUAUUCACCUUCAUAUUAUCGUGCCACAUGGAUCAACACGGGUCUUGACGCCGGCUUCGCGACUGCUACAGCUAUCCGGACUAAAUGGAUUCGCGAUAUAUGCUCGAUCGUGUUCUCUCUCUACUACAUCCUGUAUCCCAACGAAGCGGACGAGAAGUUGCGGCGGUUUAGAUCCGUUCCAACAGUGGAAGUGCUGCGCCGAUGCUGGGAGAAGACCUCCAAUCCUUAUAUCCGUGCUGUGACCCAUCUGCCCCAUGUCGCUGUGCGUCGGAAAAUCAUCAUACCACGGCCUUCGUCUUCAACGUACGACCGACCCAUCGUCGCUUACCUCUUCUUCUCCGGUUCCGAAAAACACCUGAGGAAUGCUGCCGAUCUUAUCUUGGACUUUCCUGGAGGUGGCUUUGUUGCAAUGUCGCCGGAACACCACGAAGAAAGAUUAAGAAUGUGGACGCGGUCCACCGGAAAGCCCGUGCUCUCCAUAGACUAUGGUAAAGCACCCGAAUUUCCAUAUCCGUUCGCCAUUGACGAAGCAUUCGAUACGUACAAGGUCCUUGCGGAGUCUGGUGCGCUGAUGUGCGAUGUUCUGGGAGAGUCUGCUGACGUUGCGCAAGGCGGGGCCCUGAUCGGGAUGUCGACAAGAAAGCUGAACUUUGUGGUUACCGGUGACUCUGCAGGGGCCGCCCUCGCUGCGAACGUGGUGUUCAAGAUAAUCGAGCAUAACGAAACUCACGAAAACCGACUACUUCAACUUUACAUCAUGGAUGAGCCAAGAAAACUGCGAGUGUUGAGAGCCGAAGAUGCGACGGGAAAUCUAAGCGGGCUGGAGGAUAUGAUGGCCCAGAAAGACCACCUCAAGCAUGUGAGUCCGUUGAGUAUGGUGGGGGAGAAACGGCGGCGGCGCAGGCCAGCUAGGAAAGAACAGAGCUGGAAGGAUGCCAUUCGGGCCGCGGCUUCUGGGAGUGGCACCGAGAAAGAGUCCGACAGUCCUGUGCCCCGGAAGAAACAUUCGGGAUCGCUCCGGACUCCCUCGCAGCCGAGAAGCACCUUUCUCGAACCUCGCAAAGAGGACGCAGAUGCUGAAUCUGACGAAGACUAUGACCAUUAUCGAGAAGAGGACCGGCCCAUCGGUGCUCGUGUGUUCAGGAUCCCUCGCACCAACUCGGCGGUCGUCCAGCAACAGCAAGAUCUGUCGGUGGCGGUCGAGGCUGCAAAUACCAAAGCCACAGAAAACUUCGGCAAAGGCAAGAAGAAGGAGCCCAUUGGGACGCGCUUGACGAUGACAUCGAGGACCGGGUAUUUCCAGGACCGAAUCAUCACCCCAAGCAUGAUGCGAGCCAUGGCAAUCCUCUACAUUGGUCCGUAUCACAAUCCGGACUUCGCAACAGACUACCAUCUGUCGCCCAUUCUUGCUCCGGAUCGAUAUCUGUACCAGUUCCCGAAUCUGCUGAUGCACUGCGGAGAAAAGGAUCCGUUCCUGGAUGACACAGUAAUCUUUGCGGGUCGGGUCAGAGAGGCUAAGAGAGCUCGAAGAGCGGAGUUGGAGCUCAAGAUCGCCGGGAAGAGCGCCCGCUUCGGUGAAAGCCUGCGGAUGACAAAUGCACCCGUUGACAUCGCUGCGCUCCAGCAAGAGCGUGACAAACUAGCUGCGCAAACAGAAGAGGAUUGGGUGCAACUGGUGAUCUGGUCCGAGUGGUCGCAUGGUUACCUGCAGAUGGCCGCCCUCAUGGCUGAAGCUAAAGCGGUCAUCGAAGAAUUGGCCGAGUGGAUCGAUGGGGCUUUCAACAACCACUGCGAGCUCCCUUACGUCUCAAGGCGACGAGACAGCCCAUCAAAGAACGUUCCUCCCACCUCCGAGCCCGAGACCGACGACAGCGGGAUCACUUUUGCGGUCCACAACAGAUCUCUUUCCGGGGGCAAUUCGAGUGAGCGAGUUGCUCCCGAGCGCCUCAUGAGUGGUCAGGUGAUCACAGAGAGCGAAAUGAUGCGCAGGCGAAGAUUACUCGAUUCCCAUGUCUUCGAGUGAACCUAGAUGUAUGCUUCCAGAACUGUAAAAUAAUCAAUUUGCCAAUAGACCUGUACCAUGCAGUUGCG